Molecule: messenger RNA, 2705 nt
Organism: Parathielavia appendiculata
Lineage: Eukaryota; Fungi; Ascomycota; Sordariomycetes; Sordariales; Chaetomiaceae
Exons: 2
Coding region: 1-2313 (770 amino acids)
Source: RefSeq, a predicted model, not a curated record
AUGAAUUUCUACGCCGCUUCCAACAUGCCCGUGUACCGGGUCGAGGAGAAACCGCAGAAGAGCUCCAAGCAGGACUCCAAAAAGUCCAGGAUCCUUGGACUCCAGAGGCCCCAGAGAGACGCUGCGCCACCCCCUGUCAGACCCGUCACGUCGUCCGAUGUCACGCCGCACGACACCCGCUCCAUCGACAGGCUCCUGGACCCGGCAGUCGAUGGCCCUCCUUCGCCAGAGAGUCUUCGCGAACUUAGCCAGCAGCUGAAGAGGGAAUCGGUCCGCGACACACACCAGAGCCACCAAACCAGCUCGUCCGGCUCGUCAUCGCUGCGGUCGCUGACCUCGGCCGACCGGCCCUCGUGGGAGAACGCGUACGAAGGGAAGCCGCUCUCGAGGAAAUCCUCGGGCCGCUCUACAUCCAGCAGCAUGCCAUCCCGGGACCGGCCCGAGAGCGUGCAAAUAUUCGGCAAGACCAUCUUCAACCGCAGAGGGAAGCUGAGGCGCGAGAGCAGCGCCCAGAGCUCGUCGAGCUCCAUGUACUCGACCGAUGCUGUGGUUGACACGUCGCUGCCGCCCACGCACCCCUCGGUUCCAACCCGUGACUCGACCAUCCCGUCCCUUUUCGGUCUUCGCCGGAACCACAAGCAGGACCAGGCCGCCGAUGCUCAGCGCAGACUCAACAUAUCUGGGCCCUACAACUUCCAGCACGUGGGUAGAAGUUCCUCUUCCCGCCGCGUUCUCAAUCGCUCUCAGUCCCAGGAACAGCUGGGCAUGAGUAUCCCCCCCCCGCGCCCGCCAAGGUCUCCCAUCGACCCGUCCCACCCCGAAGGCCCUCUUCCACCUCCGCGUGGCUCAUCGAGUCGAAUGUCGGCUCGCCAUGAACGACUCGACUCACUGGACAGGCCGCAGACAAGCGUGAGCUUCCGUUCCCCUCAGCUGUAUGCUGACCCCGGAAGCCCUCCUGCAACAUCGUAUGGUUAUACACCGGCGCCGGAUAUGGGCGUGAUCCCGGAAGACGCCUAUGGUAUUGCCAUGGACCCCCAACUCGACGCCAACUGGCCGCUUCCGUGCCCGAACAGUGCUGCCCCAGAGUACACCCUGCCCAACGUGCCCGAGGAGGAUGAGAACAACCCCGCAGUGAAGAAGUCCCGGGCGAGUGUUGCGAGCAACUCAUCCCUCCGAGGCAGCCAGUCUGUUCCCAUGUUAAGGGGGCUUGCCCUGCGCCAGGCAGACGACUCGGGCCGCCGACCCAGUGAUGGCUCCGACACCCUUGGCCGGUUUGAUAUGCUUGCUGCGCAGCGAGCCCUUAAAGCAGCACUGACCGAGGGCGGUGGGGCACUGCCCCGAGAAGCUUGGGAGGACGACAUUGAUUACAUUUAUGACCACGAAGCCGAAGCCGACUGCGACUAUGAGUGGGGCCGCCCGUCUUUCGAGACGAGCAGGGAUGGAGACACAGCGACGCCCGUCGACGACCACGGACGGGGCAUUGGAUCGUGUGAGGCCUCUCCUGCGAUGCUGACGCCAGGACAGUUCGAUGUGCCGGCUCUCAGUCCCGUCAGCCAGCUCUCGUCGGCAACCGCGCAGGAAGCCAUCACGCCGACUGUGGUAAACAACCCCAAGGCGUCCAACUUUUCCUUACCGAAAGUCGAUUCCAAGAACCUGCUCCACGUACGGAAGACGUCUGAUGCGUCCAGCUUCAAGGAAUCCCACGGCUUCACUCUGUCGCCGUCUCUCUUGAUUCCGAUGGACUAUCAGCAGCAGAUGAUGGCCUGUGAGGCGGAAAGGCAAGAAGCCUCUGACUUUGCUUUUCGUCAUUCCGGCGAGCACGCACUGAACAUGGAUCCAUCAGCGCUCCUCCUCCGGUACCGUACCAGCGCUUCGACGACCGGCACGCUCGAAAGCACCAGCUCGGCGUUCGAUAAGCACACCUCGACUGCCUCAACAUCGACCGACUACAGCCGCCUGACGGCAAGUGUCACGUCGCUCGACAUGGAGUCUUGCCUCCCGACCGCCGAGCCGCUGCAGCGACUCCCUUCGCUCGAGUCCCACGGCAGGGUUGAGAACAAGACUGCCAUGCCCCCGCUCCCAGAAUCGGAAGAGGUGGCCCAGCCACCCAGCCGCCGGCCCCAUUUCAAGAGCCGCGGCAGCGAGUCGAACCUCGGCAGACUAGCCACGGACGAGCCCUGGCCUGGCAAAGUCAAGGGUUUUUCUGCCCAGGCCCGGCGCGGGCGUUCGAGGACAACGAGCCUCAGCACGCCCCCCCCCGCAAAUCAGUAUGCGCUGUUUCCGGCCGUACAGCUGAGCGGGAAGCAGAUCUAAACAAGUCAACGACGUCAACAGCCCAUGGCGUAUUAUAUACACUCCGGGAUCACCGGAGAUGGACGGCACAUACCUCUACCGACUUGAUUGCCCCGAAACCACACGAGGCGUCGCCUCUCACAUGUUUCCUUUUUGUUCUAACACAACAUGUUAUUGUUUCAAACACAUCUGAGAGCGGAUGGAAGUCAAACCAUAGACUUGGAAUGGUAGGGGCUUGUUCUGGGCACCCAGGACCUUGCGGCGCAAAUGGAAAAAAAGAGGAAUACUCGAAAUCUCCCAAUCUGUGUAGGAAGUGACCUGUUGUCGCAUCAGCGUUCCUCUUUUUUCUCUUGACCUCUGACUUGUUUACUUUCGCUCGAGGACCUGACACACCUGUCUUUUCCGCUUAUAGC